CGCAGGAGUCGUCUCUGAGCCUAUUCUGUUGCUCUCUCGCCCACUGCUCCUCGCACUUGCUCUCGAGUCGUCCAGUUAGCACCUAGCACCAAGUCAGAGUUUCUGAAAAUCCCAGCCGGCUCAUCAUGAAUCGCCACCACCCAUACAACCAAAGCUUCGAAAAUUCUCGCAGAGGCGGCAACUCUUCCGGAGCAUUUGGCCCUGACAGAAGUCAUCACCGCGGUGGCCAUCGUGGCGGCGGUAGAAACGUCGGCCGCAACCGCGGCGGAGGUUCAUUCAACAACACCUACGAUUCGAGUCCCAGCCCGUAUGACCAGGGCCCUCCUCCGCAGGGCGACUCAGGUCCAUACAAUAAUUAUAGUAACGUCCAAGAUCCCUAUUAUCUGAAUGGAGGCGGAUACAAUGCUGGCCCGCCCGAUCAGUAUGGCGGCGGCGCCCAAGAUGGUUAUGGUCAGGGAUACACCGGCAGCUUUGAAGACGGUCCAGAUGGAAACUAUGACGAUAGAGGAGGCUAUGGUACGCGACCUCAGCAAGGGAAACGCAACGUGCGGCGAGAGCGCGAUGACAAAGUCCACGAUUCCAUCAUUGAAGAACGCAUCCAGCGUGAAAGACCGUGCCGUACCUUAUUUAUUCGUAAUAUCAAGUACGAGACCAAUAGUGACGACGUACGUCGAUCCUUUGAAGAGCACGGCGAUAUCAAAACAUUCUUUGACCUCAUAUCAACCCGCGGAAUGGUUUUCGUUACUUACUUCGAUUUGCGAGCAGCUGAGAGAGCGAGAGACCGUCUUCAAGGAUCUGAAAUAAGUGGCCGACCCAUUGAUGUCCACUACUCACUGCCUCGAGACGAUGGCGGGAAAGGUGGAGACAAAAACCAGUAUCAGGGAACUCUUAUCGUUACGAUGCGCAACUCUUCAUCAGGGCAAGGAAUCGACGACAAUGAGGUUCGAAGAAGGUUCCAGCAAAUAGGGGAUGUGAAAUCUGUGAUGCCUGGUGACCAUCCUGCCCAACGAUACGUUGAGUUCUACGAUAUUAGGGCUUGCGAUAUAGCGUUCGACCGUUUGAAUCACCAACCUUUGCAAGAUGGAAUGAUGGAGGUUACAUUUGCAUGGGAAGAGCAAGAAGUAACGGGUCCCGCCACCCAACGCCAGCCAAAGUUUGACGGUGGCGGAGGCCGUGAUUGGGAUGAUGGCCAUCGUGGCGGCGGUACUCAUGGACGACGAGGUCACCGUGGCGGCCGCGGAAGAGGCAAGGGGCGUGGAGGCUCAAACAGCGGAGGCGGUGGGCAGAAUGAUGGGUGGGACCGCAGAGAUGACUGGGGUAGUGGGGAUCGCCGUCGCUUUGAGGACGACUUUCGUGGCGGACGUGGUGGGAGAGGGGGAGGCGGCGGUGGAGGUGGUGGAGGAGGCAGUGGAGGAUACGGAGGUGACAGAUUUGACAGCCGUAAUGGCUCGAAUGGUUUGCCUUCGGGACCAGGCGGUCCUGGAGGUUAUGGGCCUCCGCCUGGCUAUGGUGAGCCUCCAAGUGGGCCAAGUGGUUAUAGUGCACCUCCUCCCAAUGCACCCGCGGUUCCUCAACCUCAAGCUGGUCCUGCCGGUGAUCGGUUGGAGCAAGCCCGUCAAGUUCAGCAAUUACUCGCCGCUCUGAAGCAGCCUAUCAGUAGCAACACGCCUCCCAUGAACACUCAACCUGCCUCUCUCCCACCUACAACAUUAGGCAUGCCCCCAUUGCCCCCUUCACAAAAUGGUGCCGGUUACUAUGCCCCCCCACCCCCAAGCAUGGCUUCGCAGCCUCCUUAUGGCGCAGUGCCUCCUGGUCCCGGAAGCGCCCCUGCGUACGGCUCGUUGCCGCCGCCGCCGAGUUCAGCGACACUACCCUCAAGUCUUCCGCCGAAUAUUCUGGCAUUGUUGCAACAACAGACCCAAGGUGCACCAGCUUCAGGACCACCCCAAGCUGCGCCUCCUCCAGGCCAUUAUGGCAUGCCUCCCCCUAUGAUGUCUCCUCCUCCGAUGUCCAGCAUGCCUCCUGGAGGUUCACCCCCUACAAGCGGUGGGUAUCAAAGCUACAUGGGAUACAUGCCUCCAAAGCGGUCGUAAUUAUUGUUGUAUCUAUUCACGUAUACGAACAAUGAAUGGG
Molecule: messenger RNA, 2133 nt
Organism: Coniophora puteana RWD-64-598 SS2
Lineage: Eukaryota; Fungi; Basidiomycota; Agaricomycetes; Boletales; Coniophoraceae
Exons: 10
Coding region: 126-2093 (655 amino acids)
Molecular function (GO): RNA binding
Source: RefSeq, a predicted model, not a curated record